This is a messenger RNA of Mauremys reevesii (Reeves's turtle), 939 nucleotides long. RefSeq names its product zinc finger protein 345-like. NCBI's taxonomy places the organism in Eukaryota, Metazoa, Chordata, Testudines, Geoemydidae. The record is from RefSeq and is a predicted model, not a curated record. The annotation marks the transcript as partial. The transcript has 2 exons.
ACUGAGUGUGGAAAAACCUUCACUUACAGCUCAGCCCUUUCUGUUCAUCAGAGAAUCCACACAGGGGAGAGGCCCUAUGAAUGCAGUGAGUGUGGGAAAACCUUCACUUGCAGCUCAGCCCUUUCUAAACAUCAGAGAAUCCACACAGGGGAGAGGCAGCCCUAUGAAUGCAGUGAAUGUGGGAAAAGCUUCAUUAGCCGUUCAGGCCUUUCUAAACAUCAGAGAAUCCACACAGGGGAGAGGCCCUUUUAUUGCAGUGAGUGUGGGAAAACCUUCACUUUCAGCUCAGCCCUUUCUAUUCAUCAGAGAAUCCACACAGGGGAGAGGCCCUUUUAUUGCAGUGAGUGUGGGAAAACCUUCACUUGCAGCUCAGCCCUUUCUAAACAUCAGAGAAUCCACACAGGGGAGAGGCAGCCCUAUGAAUGCAGUGAGUGUGGGAAAAGCUUCAUUAGCCGUUCAGGCCUUUCUAAACAUCAGAGAAUCCACACAGGGGAGAGGCCCUAUGAAUGCCGUGAGUGUGGGAAAACCUUCAGUCGCAGUUCAGGCCUUUCUAAACAUCAGAGAAUCCACACAGGGGAGAGGCUCUUUGAUUGCAGUGAGUGUGGGAAAACCUUCACUUGCAGCUCAGCCCUUUCUAUUCAUCAGAGAAUCCACACAGGGGAGAGGCCCUUUUAUUGCAGUGAGUGUGGAAAAACCUUCACUUGCAGCUCAGCCUUUUCUGUUCAUCAGAGAAUCCACACAGGGGAGAGGCCCUAUGAAUGUCAUGAGUGUGGGAAAAGCUUUAUUACCAGCUCACACCUUUCUAAACAUCAGAGAAUCCACACAGGGGAGAGGCCCUAUGAAUGCAGUGAGUGUGGGAAAACCUUUAUUACCAGCUCAGACCUUAUUAGGCAUCAGAGAAUCCACACAGGGAAGAGGCCCUAUGAAUGCAGUGAGUGU